Lactuca sativa (garden lettuce) is the source of this 5757-nucleotide messenger RNA. Its product is annotated as callose synthase 12. Gene Ontology annotation, cellular component: plasma membrane; 1,3-beta-D-glucan synthase complex. The record is from RefSeq and is a predicted model, not a curated record. Gene Ontology annotation, molecular function: 1,3-beta-D-glucan synthase activity. Lineage: Eukaryota; Viridiplantae; Streptophyta; Magnoliopsida; Asterales; Asteraceae. Gene Ontology annotation, biological process: (1->3)-beta-D-glucan biosynthetic process.
UUUCUAUUCGUUUCUCCCAAUCAAAAUGUAACGUUUCCUUACACCCCUCACUCGUCUCAUAGUCAAAUUGUGCUCUCCGAUCCCCACCUCCACGAUGACCCACCGGCAGCGUACUCCGCCGUCGCCGGAACCAGACUUAUCUGAUGAAUCUCCCUACAACAUAAUCCCAAUCCACAAUCUACUAGCAGAUCAUCCGUCCCUCCGUUUCCCAGAAGUUCGUGCCGCCACCGCUGCUCUACGGGCUGUUGGCGACCUACGCAGACCGCCCUUCAUUCCAUGGCAACCUCACUACGACCUCCUCGACUGGCUUGGCGCCUUCUUUGGUUUCCAAUCGGACAACGUUUCAAACCAGCGGGAACACCUCGUUCUCCACCUCGCCAACGCCCAGAUGCGGCUCCAGCCACCGCCAGACAAUAUCGAUACUCUCGACCCCUCCGUGCUACGCCGCUUUCGCCGUAAGUUACUCAGCAACUACACCCACUGGUGCUCCUUCCUCGGCCGUAAAUCCAACAUCUGGAUCUCUGACUCCCGCCGCCAAUUCUCCGCCUCCGACCACCGCCGUGAGCUUCUGUACGUUUCACUUUAUCUACUUAUUUGGGGUGAGUCCGCGAAUCUACGCUUUAUACCCGAAUGUAUCUGUUAUAUAUUUCAUCAUAUGGCUGAGGAGCUGAACAAAAUUCUAGAAGAUUACAUCGAUGAGAACACAGGUAGGCCUGUUUUGCCCUCAAUUUCUGGGGAAAACGCAUUCCUGAACCGCGUUGUUAAACCAAUUUACGAUACUGUUAAGGCCGAGGUAGCGAACAGUAAGAACGGCACAGCACCACAUUCAGAUUGGCGGAAUUACGAUGAUAUAAACGAGUACUUCUGGAGCAGAAGGUGUUUCGAGAAAUUGAAGUGGCCUAUAGAUAUCGGGAGCAAUUUCUUCGCAACGACAAGCAAAGGGAAGAGGGUAGGGAAGACAGGUUUCGUGGAGCAGAGAUCCUUUCUGAACCUGUUUAGAAGCUUCGAUAAGCUCUGGACUAUGUUGUUUCUGUUUCUACAAGCUGCCAUCAUCGUUUCCUGGAGAGAUCCAGACCAUACUCCAUGGAGGGCGUUAAAGAACAAAGACGCCCAAGCAAAAGUUCUAAGUGUGUUCAUAACUUGGAGCUGUUUGCGGUUUGUGAAAGCUCUUCUUGAUGCUGUGAUGCAGUAUAAACUCGUUUCCAGAGAGACUUACUGGCUUGGUGUAAGAAUGGUGUUGAAGAUCAUUACGUCUGUUAUCUGGAUCAUAAUCUUCGUGGUGUUCUACACUAGAAUCUGGAAUCAAAAGAAGGAUGAUGGGCGUUGGUCAGGUGCAGCCAAUAAACGAGUGGUAACUUUCCUUGAAGUCGCACUAGUGUUCAUCCUCCCUGAAAUUCUAGCUCUUCUUCUCUUCAUUCUUCCAUGGGUUCGUAACUUCAUUGAAAACACAAACUGGAGAAUCUUCUACCUCAUAACCUGGUGGUUCCAAAGUAGAACUUUUGUAGGCCGUGGUCUGCGUGAAGGUCUAGUAGACAACAUCAAGUAUUCUCUAUUCUGGAUCAUUGUUCUUGCCACAAAGUUCUGUUUUAGUUACUUUUUACAGAUCAAACCAAUGAUUAAGCCCACAAAAGAUCUUCUAGACCUCACAGAUGUCACAUACGAAUGGCACCAAUUCUUUGGUAACAGCAACAGGUUUGCAGUAGGCCUUUUAUGGCUACCAGUUGUUUUAAUCUAUCUCAUGGACACACAAAUCUGGUACUCCAUUUACUCUUCCUUCGUGGGUGCUGCAGUUGGGCUUUUUAGUCAUUUGGGUGAGAUCAGAAAUGUCCAACAACUAAGAUUAAGGUUUCAGUUUUUCGCAAGUGCAAUGCAGUUCAAUCUUAUGCCUGAAGAACAGUUGUUGAACACAAGAGGGACUUUUCGGUCAAAGUUCAAAGACAUUCUCUAUCGAUUGAAGCUAAGAUAUGGUCUUGGGAGACCAUUUAAGAAACUCGAAUCAAACCAAAUCGAAGCUCAUAAAUUUGCUUUGAUAUGGAAUGAAAUCAUUUUGACAUUUAGAGAAGAAGACAUUGUUAGUGAUCUUGAAGUUGAGCUUCUUGAAUUGCCACAAAACACAUGGAACAUUAGAGUUGUACAAUGGCCAUGUUUGUUGCUGUGUAACGAGUUGCUUCUUGCUUUAAGCCAAGCAAAAGAGUUAGUUGAUGCUCCUGAUAGAUGGCUAUGGAAGAAAAUCGGGAAAAACGAAUACAGAAGAUGUUCAGUUAUUGAAACUUAUGAUAGUAUCAGACACUUGCUUCUAACAAUUGUACAAUACAACACACAAGAACACUCAAUCCUCACAACAUUAUUUCAAGAAAUCGAUAACUCAAUCAACAUCGAAAAGUUCACUAAAACUUUCAACAUGUACGCCCUCCCUACAAUCCACACAAAGCUCAUCACUCUUGUCGACCUCUUGAUAAAAUCAAACAAAGAUGUCAACAAAAUAGUCAACACAUUACAAUCACUUUACGAGGUUGUGAUUCGCGAUUUCUUCAAAGAAAAAAGAUCCAUGAACGAGUUAAAAGAAGACGGUUUAGCCCCUCACAGGCCACUUUCAGGUGCGGGUUUACUUUUUGAGAAUGCAGUCUCACUACCCGAUCCAAAAAACGAAAGCUUUUACAGACAAACACGAAGACUCCACACGAUUUUGACUUCCCGUGACUCCAUGAACAACAUUCCCGUGAAUCUUGAAGCAAGAAGACGAAUUGCAUUCUUUAGUAACUCAUUGUUCAUGAACAUGCCACAUGCACCUCAAGUGGAGAAGAUGAUGGCUUUCAGUGUUUUGACACCUUACUACAAUGAGGAAGUGGUGUACAACAAAGAACAGCUUCGAACAGAAAAUGAAGAUGGGGUUUCCACUCUUUAUUAUCUUCAGACAAUCUAUGCAGAUGAAUGGGUGAACUUUUUGCAACGGAUGCGUCGCGAAGGGAUGCUGACCGAAGACGAGUUAUGGACAAAAAAGUUAAGAGAUUUGAGACUUUGGGCAUCUUACAGAGGGCAGACACUUGCCCGAACUGUCAGGGGUAUGAUGUAUUAUUAUCGGGCACUUAAAAUGUUGGCUUUUCUUGAUUCAGCUUCUGAAAUGGACAUUCGUGAAGGUGCAAAAGAAUUAAUUCCAAUGGGGGGUAGUGCUCGGGAUUUAACCCGGGCAGAUAGUCGGGUCAGUAUGAUGUUCAAAGGGCACGAAUAUGGAACAGCUUUAAUGAAGUAUACUUAUGUAGUUGCGUGUCAGAUAUACGGGACCCAAAAGGCGAAAAAGGACCCACAUGCUGAUGAGAUUCUUUAUUUGAUGAAAGAGCAUGAAGCAUUACGUGUGGCGUAUGUUGAUGAGGUGGCGACGCCUGGUGGGACGGAUUAUUUCUCUGUUUUAGUCAAGUUUGACCAAACUCUUGGAAAAGAAGUUGAAGUUUAUCGGGUCAAGUUACCGGGUCCGUUAAAACUCGGGGAAGGUAAACCCGAGAAUCAAAAUCACGCCCUGAUUUUCACCCGUGGAGAUGCUGUUCAAACCAUUGACAUGAAUCAAGAUAAUUACUUUGAAGAAGCUUUGAAAAUGAGGAAUCUGUUAGAAGAGUACAAACAAAAAUACGGGAUCCGUAAACCGAAUAUCCUAGGAGUCCGCGAAAACAUCUUCACGGGGUCUGUUUCUUCACUCGCGUGGUUCAUGUCAGCUCAAGAAACGAGUUUUGUCACUUUGGGUCAACGGGUCCUCGCGAACCCGUUGAAGAUCCGUUUACAUUACGGGCACCCGGAUGUUUUUGAUCGCUUCUGGUUCAUGACACGUGGCGGAAUCAGCAAAGCUUCAAGAUUGAUCAACUUAAGUGAAGACAUUUUCGCAGGGUUUAAUUGUACUUUAAGAGGCGGAAACGUAACCCACCAUGAGUAUAUUCAAGUAGGAAAAGGUCGCGAUGUGGGUUUAAAUCAAGUCUCCAUGUUUGAAGCCAAAGUUGCAAGUGGAAACGGUGAACAAGUUUUGAGUAGAGAUGUAUACAGAUUGGGUCAACGCCUUGACUUUUUCAGAAUGCUUUCUUUCUUCUACACAACAGUCGGAUUCUUCUUCAACACAAUGAUGAUUUCUUUAACUGUAUACGCUUUCUUGUGGGGCCGAUUAUAUCUCGCAUUAAGCGGGGUUGAGAAUUCGGUUUCGGAAAACGCAAAUACAAAUAACGCAUUGGGGACGAUUUUAAACCAACAGUUUAUCGUCCAGCUUGGACUUUUCACAGCUUUACCAAUGAUUGUCGAAAAUACCCUCGAACACGGUUUUCUCGCAGCUAUUUGGGAUUUCAUCACAAUGCAGUUACAACUCUCGUCUGUUUUUUAUACAUUCUCGUUGGGCACGCGUUCGCAUUACUUCGGGCGGACGAUUUUACACGGUGGAGCGAAAUAUCGGGCAACCGGGCGGGGGUUUGUUGUCCAACACAAAUCUUUCGCUGAAAAUUACCGAUUAUAUGCACGAAGUCAUUUCAUAAAAGCGAUCGAACUUGGUUUAAUCCUGACUGUUUAUGCUGCUUAUAGCCCUGUGGCUAAAGGAACCUUCACUUACAUCGCGUUAACCAUUUCAAGUUGGUUUCUCGUGGUGUCAUGGAUCAUGGCUCCAUUUGUGUUCAACCCAUCCGGAUUCGACUGGUUGAAAACCGUGUAUGACUUCGAUGAUUUCAUGAAUUGGAUUUGGUUUAAAGGAGGCGUGUUUGCAAAACCGGAAGAAAGCUGGGAACGAUGGUGGUAUGAAGAACAGGAUCAUUUAAGAACAACGGGUUUGCUCGGGAAAAUAUUCGAAAUCAUUUUGGAUCUUCGAUUCUUUUUCUUUCAAUACGGGAUUGUUUACCAAUUAGGGAUUGCAGCUGGAAGCAAAAGUGUUGCGGUUUAUAUUCUUUCGUGGAUUUACAUUAUUGUGGCUCUUGCGAUAUAUUCGGCGAUUGUGUAUGCGCGCGAUAAGUACUCUGCGAAAGAGCAUAUUUACUAUCGGCUUGUGCAGUUUCUUGUGAUUGUGAUUGGGAUUUUGAUAAUUAUCGCGUUGUUGGAGUUUACGAGUUUUCGGUUUCUUGAUAUUUUGACGAGUUUGUUGGCGUUUGUUCCUACUGGGUGGGGGUUUUUGUUGAUUGCUCAAGUGUUUAGGCCGAUUUUGGAGAAGAGUUUUAUAUGGGCGACUGUUGUGUCGGUUGCAAGGACUUAUGACACGAUGUUUGGGGUGGUUGUGUUGAUGCCUGUGGCAGCUUUGUCGUGGUUGCCAGGGUUGCAGUCGAUGCAAACGAGGAUCUUGUUUAAUGAAGCGUUUAGUAGAGGGUUGAGGAUAUUUCAGAUUGUUGUUGGGAAGAAAUCCAAAAGUUGAAGUGUCAUUCGAGGGUUUGUUCGGAUGGAUAUAUGAGCUUAGAGUUUGUAGAAGCAGGGCUGAGGUGUUUGCUAUAUAAACAGAGGUUUGUUUGAUGUGGGGGAUGAUAUGAUGGGAGGAGUAUAUAUACAAAAUAUAGAAGAUGAGAUGAUGGUGUACAGGCUUGUUGAUUUUUUCAUUAGCAGCAUGUGAAAAAAGUCUACUUACUUGUGUAGUUAAAAUGAGAGAUGAUCACUAGACAAUAUUUUUGGUAAAUCUGAUUUGUUUAUUUGUGAAUUUUGUGUAUUUUCUUGUUUAGUGAGAGGACUAGACGAUAUUCUUUUUGGACAGAUAGUUGUCUAUCAACAACUUUGAGUAGAUUGGAGGUUAUUCUAUUUCUAUUUCUAUUUCUA